AUGCCCACCCAAACAACAACAACAACAACAACAGCAGCAGCAGCAGCAAGCAUCCAAACCUGCAAUACCCCCACCCAAUACGAAAUCCCCGUUCAAGACGCCGCCUGCGCAGUCCCCUACAAAGACCAAUACACUAAACUCCUCUCAAAAUGCUGCAACAACGCGCCAGUCUCGGCGUACGACAACGACUGCGCAAUCUACUGUCUCGCGGUAGGGCAGUCCGUCCAGGAUCUCACGGACUGUUUGUACGAUGCCAAGGUUGACUGGGGGGAUGUUUGGUGCUUUGGGAAUACGAGUGCUAGUGCUACUGGUUCUCCUACGGGGAGUGGGAUUGGGGUGAAGGAGACUGGGUCUGCUACUGGGAAGGAAACGGGGAAGGGGAAGGCGACGGGGUCGGGGACAAGUACUGGGGGUGCGGUGGAGGAGACGGGGAAGAGUAUGGCUGGGGUUGUUACUGGGAGGGAGGUUUCUAGGGUGUCAAUUUGGGUUGUAGGGUGGCUGGUUGUUAGUUCUGUUUUUGGGGGGUUUGUUUGA
Messenger RNA from Aspergillus oryzae RIB40, 534 nucleotides. RefSeq lists its product as uncharacterized. The record is from RefSeq and is a predicted model, not a curated record. NCBI's taxonomy places the organism in Eukaryota, Fungi, Ascomycota, Eurotiomycetes, Eurotiales, Aspergillaceae. Bases 1 to 534 code for a protein of 177 amino acids. The transcript has a single exon.